This is a messenger RNA of Suncus etruscus (white-toothed pygmy shrew), 1535 nucleotides long. RefSeq names its product family with sequence similarity 118 member A (gene SIRAL2). The record is from RefSeq and is a predicted model, not a curated record. Bases 307 to 1383 code for a protein of 358 amino acids. NCBI's taxonomy places the organism in Eukaryota, Metazoa, Chordata, Mammalia, Eulipotyphla, Soricidae. The transcript has 8 exons.
GCUGCCCAGAGAUGCCGCUCCUGCUUUGCACGAAGUCCUCGUGUCCCAGCACCUGUGGAGUCAAGUUUUGUGCCCAGGUUGUGGAACUCUGUGUCUGCUGUCCCCUCCUUUCCCGUCCAGGGGACAGCUUACAGGUGGUGGCUGAGGACACACUUUGGUUGCAUUUUGUAUAUGAUUUAUUUUCAAGUAUUGCCAUUUAAAUAAAGUCAAGAGUUUUGCUUUGAAUCCCAUCUCUGCUUCCUGCAGGGACUGGUAACUAGGAAAACUAUGUCAUGUCUGGUUCAUUUUUCUCUUUAGGAUUCACAGAUGGAUCCCGUGGAAAAGACAGAAAAUCGAAGUGAACAAAAAUCCAGCAGAAAGUUUUUAAAGAGCCUCGUCCGGAAGCAGCCGCAGGAACUGCUCCUGGUCAUCGGGACGGGGGUGAGCGCGGCGGUGGCCCCGGGCAUCCCUGCCCUGUGCUCCUGGCGCAGCUGCAUCGAGGCGGUGAUCGAGGCGGCAGAGCAGCUGGAGGUGCUGCACCCUGGGGACGUUGCCGAGUUCCGCAGGAAGGUGACCAAGGACAGGGACCUGCUGGUGGUCGCCCACGACCUGAUCCGGAAGAUGUCCCCGCGUACGGGCGACACCAAGCCCAACUUCUUCCAGGACUGCCUGAUGGAGAUCUUCGACAACCUGGAGCAGCACAUCCAGAACCCGCUGGUGCUGCAGUCCAUCCUGGGCUUGAUGGAGCGCGGCACCCUGGUCCUCACCACCAACUACGACAACCUGCUGGAGCUCUUCGGGCAGCAGCAGAACAAGCCCAUGGAGUCCCUGGACCUGAAGGACAAGACCAAGGUCCUGCAGUGGGCACGCGGCCACAUCCGCUAUGGUGUCCUUCACAUCCACGGCUUAUAUACGGACCCUUGUGGCAUGGUGUUGGAUCCUUCGGGAUACAAAGAUGUGACUCAGGACCCAGAAGUCAUGGGGGUUCUCCAGGGCCUGUACCGCACCAAGUCCUUCCUGUUCAUGGGCUGUGGAGAGACACUUCGAGACCAGAUCUUCCAGGCCCUCUUCCUCUACUCGGUGCCCAACAAGGUGGACCUGGAGCACUACAUGCUGGUGCUCAAGGAGGACAAGGACCACUUCUUCAAGCACCAGGCCGACAUGCUCUUGCACGGCAUCAAAGUCGUGUCCUAUGGAGAUUGCUUUGAAGCUUUUCCAGGCUACGUGCAGGACCUGACGACUCAGAUCUGCAAACAGCGAAGCCCAGAUGCCGACCGAGUGGAGAGCACCACAUUGCUGGGCACUGCCUGUCAGGACUGUGCAAAGAGGAAGUCGGAGGAGAAAGGUGUGGAGGGUUCCAAGAAGCCCCGACAAUCAGACACAGAUGAUGCCGGAGGGUCUUGAAAUCUUUGAGAGCGCCGAAUCCUAACCACUAGACCACCAGGGAAGGUGAAAUCUUUGAAACCACCAAUAAAACCUGCAACUUGAAAAACAGCUUUCUGUGACCACAGUGCCAUGCUCAAACGAUGAAUGUUCUGACGGGAUCUCCGUCCUAA